Triticum turgidum subsp. durum (durum wheat) is the source of this 1074-nucleotide messenger RNA. NCBI's taxonomy places the organism in Eukaryota, Viridiplantae, Streptophyta, Magnoliopsida, Poales, Poaceae. The record is from the annotation of a GenBank genome assembly.
AUGGGCGGGCAGGACAAGAGGUGUUUGCCGUCGAUGCCGGCGUGCAACGGCGAGCACGGCGGCAAGAAGGCGCGGCAGCAGGCCCUGGUGCCCGUGGUGAAGCAGGAGCCGCGGCAGGAGGAGGUGGAGGAGGAGGAGUGGGAGGAGGGGGAGCUGACGUCCCAUGGCGGCAGCCCGGGAUCGGCGGCUGCGUCGGAGGCCCUGGUGGGGGCGGCGUCCGCGCCCGCGCCGCCGCAGAUCGACGUGAGGAUGGACAUGGCGCUGCUCGACUGCCAGGCCUGCUUCCUCCCCCUCAAGCCCCGCGUGUUCAAGUGCGAGACCGGGCACGUGGUGUGCGGCUACUGCCGCGGCGCGCACGGCGAGGCCUGCGGCCGCGCCGACACGCACUGCCCCGAGCUGGACGCCGUGGUGGGCGCCACCAAGGUGCCGUGCGCGUACCGGGACUUCGGCUGCGACCGGUUCCUGGUGUACCACGGCGCGGCGGAGCACAAGCGCGUGUGCCCGUGGAUGCCCUGCUCGUGCCCGCAGACCGGCUGCGCGUUCCUCGGCCCCCCGGCGGCGCUCCUCGACCACUGCUCGGCCGAGCACUCCCGGCCCAUCAUCCAGGUGCGCUACGGCCGGCCGUGGACCCUCAGCCUGCCGCUGGCGCAGCGCUGGCACGUGAUGGUCGGGCAGGAGGACCGGAGCGUCUUCCUCGUCUCCCUGGCCGACCUGGGCGUGGCGGCCACCGCGGUGUCGCUGCUCUGCGUCAGGCCCGACGGCGCCGUGGCGCUGCCCGCGGCGCCCCACUUCUGGUGCAAGCUCUCGGUGGAGCACCCGCGCGGCGACAAGGACGAGAUGGUCAUGAUGGCGUCCGCCGUGAGCAGCAGCCCCCUGUCCGCCGGCCCGCCGGUGCCGGGGCAGGGGAUGUUCGUGGCGGUGCCGCACGAGUUGAUGUCCGGCGACGUGCUCGCCAUCAGCGUCCGCAUUGAUCAGCUCCAGCCUCCUCCUCCUGCCUCCACUGCUGUCGCGGCCAGGGCACCGGCGUCACCACCACCAUCCCAUGCUAGGACAACAACCAGGAGGCUCCAGUGA